Messenger RNA from Beauveria bassiana ARSEF 2860, 279 nucleotides. RefSeq lists its product as uncharacterized. The record is from RefSeq and is a predicted model, not a curated record. The coding region runs from base 1 to 279 and encodes 92 amino acids. The transcript is spliced from 2 exons. Lineage: Eukaryota; Fungi; Ascomycota; Sordariomycetes; Hypocreales; Cordycipitaceae.
AUGCCCGGCAAACGUUGCCCUGGCCGCCGAGUGCUUCACACACGUCAAGGAAAGGGGCUGCACUCGUCAACCAGCGACCGCGAGGGCCUCGCCGCGCUAGCCGCCCACAAGAAGCGCAACGCCAAAAACGUCGCCUUCUUCUACUACGAGCUGCUCGGCGACGUGCAUAAGUACCAGGCCAUCCUAGCUAAGACGGAGUGUAAUAACGAGAUGGCUACUAAAGAGGAGGAGGAGGAGGAGGAGGAGGAGGAGGAGGAGGACGUUAAGAAGAUAAAAUAA